Messenger RNA from [Candida] anglica, 1765 nucleotides. Lineage: Eukaryota; Fungi; Ascomycota; Pichiomycetes; Serinales; Debaryomycetaceae. The record is from the annotation of a GenBank genome assembly.
CUAAGCAGCAGGAUUUAUACAUAAAGGAACCUAGUUGUAUAAAACUUUCUUUAUUGUAAAAAUUAAUUAUUAAGAAAAAGCACGAUGUCAACAAACUUCAUGCCUCAUGGGUCUAACCCACAAACCGCCUCAUAUACCUGUAAUACAUGUGCCAUCAAAUUCCCUACUGCGGAACUUCAAAGAAAGCAUAUGAAGGCAGAAUGGCACAGAUAUAACUUGAAGAGAAGAGUUGCUGACCUUCCAGCGAUUAGCUCCAGCACUUUUGCCGAUCUUGUGUUGACUCACCAGAAGCUGGCUGAAGAUGAAGUGGAUGAAUUUGGAUUUGCAAUCAAUCAUAGAAAACCGAAAUCGGGCAACCGUCAAUUGACCAAGAAGGAGUUGAGAAGACAAAUGAAGCUUGAAGGUAGAGUUGGAAGGGUUGGAGAACUUGGUGAAAUCGAUUCAGAAUCAGCCGCUGCUGAAAUUGUAAGAAGUGAAUCUCCAGCAUCGAUUAGAUCACAAUUUUCUGAAUUCUCAUUGGGAGACCAUCAUUCCCUUGUUUCAUCACACGCUGCAUACUCGGACAUUGAUUCCAAUGUCGAUAGUUCAUCUGAAUAUAACUUUACUGACAAAUCGCAUACAGACUUGGAAGAAUUUAGCGAAAGCGACUCGGAAGAUGAAGAAUACUCUGGCAUUGAUUCAGAUUCUUACGAUGAACUUAAGGAAGAAAUCACCACUACAACAUGUUUCUUCUGUGGAUUGAAACAUACCGAGAGAGAGGACAAUAUUAAACACAUGUUCUACAAGCAUGGUUUAUAUAUCCCAGAAAGAUCAUAUUUAGUAAACCCUGAUGGACUUCUUUUGUUCCUAGCAGAAGUUAUUAUGGAGGAUUUAGAAUGUAUCGUCUGUGGAUUCCAGGGAAAGAAUUUAGAAAGUGUGAGACAACAUAUGUCAUCAAAGGGACAUUGUAAGAUCCCAUACGAAAGUAAGGAAGAAAGAGCCGUUAUUAGUGAAUUUUAUAACUUUAACGUUGAUGAUCAAGAGAUUAAAAAGAAUAAAAAGAAGAAGUCUGUUGCAUUUACUGAAGGGGAAGAUUUUGAAGUGAUAGCAUCAGGUUCUGCCUCUGAAGAAGAUGAAAACGAAGAAUUGAAUUCCGACGAAGAUAGUAACUAUACUACAGUGCAGGUUGAUGCCAGUGGAGUUGAAUUAACUUUACCAACCGGUUCACGUAUUGGUCAUAGAUCAAUGACAAGAUACUACCGUCAAAAUUUACCCCUUUCUCGUGACUUGAAGGAUUCUGAAAAGACACUUGCCAUGACUGACAGAAGAUACGCACCGGGUUUAACUGUUGCAGAGGUAACAAAGCAAGAAAAGAUUGUCAGAAGGGUAGAGAAUAGAGCCAAAAACCAAUUCUACAGGAAAGAUAAGAAUAGUCAAAUUAACUUCCAAAAGCAUUUCCGUGAUGAAUUAUUGGGACCUAUGUGAGUUAAAUCAUUACACUCAGAUUCUUUUUUUUUUUUUUUUACAUCACUUUUUUUUCUAUUUUAGUACUACAUGACAGUUAGAGUGAGGUAUAGCAGAGCACAAAACUACUAUAGCAAGUUCGAGAUAAAUAUACACUUCAUACAGAAAAAUAGUUGUAGUUCUUAGGUUUUGUAGCGUUUUAAGGACAGGGAAUAAUAAUAAAAUAAAAAUAAAAAAUAAAAAAAGAAAUGCAAAUUUAGGUAAUGCGCGACUUCAGGUAAAGACAAAUUAAUAUAGGGGAAGAGACUUCAAUCAAUACCCC